Molecule: messenger RNA, 1823 nt
Organism: Nymphalis io (European peacock)
Lineage: Eukaryota; Metazoa; Arthropoda; Insecta; Lepidoptera; Nymphalidae
Product: U3 small nucleolar RNA-associated protein 6 homolog
Exons: 8
Coding region: 109-1812 (567 amino acids)
Biological process (GO): maturation of SSU-rRNA from tricistronic rRNA transcript (SSU-rRNA, 5.8S rRNA, LSU-rRNA)
Cellular component (GO): small-subunit processome; Pwp2p-containing subcomplex of 90S preribosome
Molecular function (GO): protein binding; snoRNA binding
Source: RefSeq, a predicted model, not a curated record
UUCAGUUUCACAUGCUUAUAAUAUUUGUUAUUGUGGAUUUUGUAACAGUUAAUUUUUUAAGGUGUAAUCAUUUUUAUUACUUAAGUUGCUAAAUAGAAACUAUUAACGAUGGCGGAACAAGUAAAUCAACGUAUUGAGGGCAUGAUAAAUGAAUUAGAACAAAUGCGACGUACAAAUCUAUACGAGGAUGAAGAAAUAAAAGAAAUUUCACGAAAACGUAAAGAAUUUGAAUAUAGAAUACAGCGCAAAAUUAAAGAAAAAGAUGACUUCGUUCAAUAUAUAGCUUUCGAACUAACUCUUCUAGAAGAUAUUUCACUCAGAAGAAAACAAGCUAAAAUGAUGGAAAAGAAAAAAGAUAUUGAGUAUGCUAUCACAAAGCGUUUAAAUAAAGUAUUUAAACAAUUCAUAUAUAGAUAUCAAAAUGAUGUUGCUAUAUACUUUGAAUAUAUAAAGUUUUGCAGGAGUGUUGGUUUUGAUUAUGCUGUUUCUGCUAUUUUAGGCCAGAUGUUACAGGUUCACGGUGAUAAGCCGAAGAUGUGGCAGAUGGCCAGCAAAUGGGAGAGCAAAGAGCAAAAUAAUUUAGAAAAUGCUAGAGGAUUCCUUCUUAAAGGAAUUCACAGGCACCCUGAAUCUGACAUUCUUUAUUUAGAAUUAUUUGAUAUUGAGCUUAUGAUUGCCUUUAAAGCAGAAAAUGAGGAAGAAAAGGAGAAAUAUAUCAAAAGGGCGGAUGUUGUUUGGAGAAAUGGCUUGAAAAAUAUACAAGAUGAAGCAUUUUUAUUUAAAUUAUGCGACAUAGCACUGAAAUAUGGAAUUGAUGAUGAGAUUACAAAUUCUAUCAAGAAAGAAAUUUGGGAAAGAAGAUCAGAAAAGGGUGUGUGGUCUUACAUAGCCAUGAAAGAGUUGGAAGGCUACCACUGGUUAGAAAUUGAAGAAUAUGUUGAUGCAGAAUUAAGAUAUCCAACUGAAAUUAAUAAUUACAUAGCAAUAUAUGAAGAGGCUUUGAAACAAUUUCCAGAUGAAAAACUUUGUACGAAAUAUAUUUAUGGAGCUAUUAGUAUGAGAGAUGAACUUUGUACAGAGUUGCAAAAAAUUAAUAUUGUUAAACGAGCUUGGUACUAUGGACAUGAUAAUGGACUACUGUCAAAAGAAAUGUACACUUUUGGUAUUAAAAUGUUGAAAGUGGAAAAUGAAAUAUCUAAAGACGAAUACACUGAGAUUCUUGAUGAAGCAAUGGCAAAAAAUCCAAAGUAUAGGCUUUUGUGGGAAGAGAAAAUUUUGCUGAAUAAAUCUGAUGAAAAUAAAGUCUUAUCUAUACUUAAAGAUGCCUCAAAACAAUUGAAGUCUGAAGACUUAAUAGAACUGUGGAACUUUUUGUUUGAUAAUGUUAAGUCUAGUGUUUUGUUAAAAAAUUGUUACGACAAAUUUCAAGCAUGUGACCAUGCAGCAGUGAUGUCAUUAAAACCAAAACUUUUGCAAAAAAUAUAUGAGAAGAAUGGACUAAAAGCUGCAAGAAAUGUUUAUGAAGAUUUUAUAAAAACUCCUCCCACGCAAGCUGAAAUUCACAAGAUUAUGAUAGAAAUUGAGAUGUCUCAAGACAAGCCAUUACAAAAAUAUAUUAGGAAAUGUUACGAGGCCUUAGUACAGCAUCAUGGUAAAGAUAAUAUUGAAGUAUGGAUGGAUUACAUAAAUUUUGAACAACAAAAUGGUGCCGCUCAAGCUGUUCCCGCUAUUCAUAGAAGAGCUAUAGGAAUGUUAGAAAAGAAUUUAGUUGAUGAUUUUAUUAAAGGUCAAGCUUUAGCAAAAUUAAAAUAAAUUGACAGCUA